This is a messenger RNA of Perognathus longimembris pacificus (Pacific pocket mouse), 10240 nucleotides long. It is a transcript of the gene Fer, whose product is annotated as FER tyrosine kinase. Bases 760 to 3228 code for a protein of 822 amino acids. Gene Ontology annotation, biological process: peptidyl-tyrosine phosphorylation; chemotaxis; cell adhesion. The record is from RefSeq and is a predicted model, not a curated record. Lineage: Eukaryota; Metazoa; Chordata; Mammalia; Rodentia; Heteromyidae. The transcript is spliced from 20 exons. Gene Ontology annotation, molecular function: ATP binding; non-membrane spanning protein tyrosine kinase activity.
CUCUGCCCUUCCAUUUCCUGUCUGCCCCAGGCCGUGGUGACUCACUCUGUUUGCUAUGUCCAUUUAGGAAUAGAGUAGGGCUCUCUGCUACUGCUGAAAUGCCUUUCUACUGCUCCUCAGACCCACUUAGGCAGUGUGGACAGGUGCCAUCCGACUGAGGUGGGAUAGGACAGGGUUUGGCAGUGUGUGCCACUUGGACCCACCAAAUCUUCUCCAUGAAUCAUUUGUCCACUGUGGCUGUUGCUCUGGACAUUAAUCUGGUUUUCUGUCCUGUCGCUACCAUUCCACAGUGUUGAGCAAGUGUGAUAUCCUUAGGCAAUGGCUACUGUAGUGUGUGGCGGUGAGCCAAAGGACCCAACUGCGGGUCAGCAUUACCUUUUCCCCAAGCCAGAUUGGCAGUUUGCUGUGCAGUGUACUGUUCUACCAAUGUGUCCCGUGUGGGGAUAGUUCCAGGAGAUGAAAGAGAAGAAGAGAAAAAAGCAGACCACUUACAAAGCACUCGAGUCUUCCAUCUCAUCACCAUGGCGGUCGCCUUUUAACGUUUGCACCCCAGCUCAGUUCUUUUGGCUAGACUUACAGUCAUUCCUGUGAGACAUCUAUGCACAUUUCCUCAAGUGUCUUCCUCCUCCCUAAUGUGUAAUACUUCACCGUGGACCGGCUACUUUAGAUAAGAAAUGACCAGCAAUGAAUAGUAGUAAGAUAUGUGCUGAUUAGAAGUCGCCCUUGUGCAGUGUGAAGGAAAAGCUGCGCUUUACAAAAAUGGGGUUUGGGAGCGACCUGAAGAAUUCACAUGAAGCUGUGUUAAAAUUGCAAGACUGGGAAUUACGCUUACUGGAAACAGUGAAGAAAUUUAUGUCUUUGAGAAUAAAAAGUGAUAAAGAAUAUGCAUCUACUUUACAGAACCUCUGUAAUCAAGUUGAUAAGGAAAGUACUGUCCAAAUGAAUUAUGUCAGCAAUGUAUCCAAGUCUUGGCUCCUCAUGAUUCAGCAGACGGAACAGCUUAGCAGGAUAAUGAAGGCACACGCGGAGGACCUGAACUCGGGGCCCCUGCACAGGCUCACCGUGCUGAUCAAGGACAAGCAGCAGGUGAAGAAGAGUUACUUAGGGGUUCACCAGCAGAUAGAGGCCGAGAUGACCAAGGUUACAAAGACAGAAUUGGAGAAAUUAAAAUCUAGCUAUAGGCAACUAAUAAAAGAAAUGAAUUCUGCCAAAGAGAAAUAUAAAGAAGCUUUAGCCAAAGGGAAAGAAACAGAAAAGGCCAAGGAACGCUAUGACAAGGCCACAAUGAAACUUCACAUGUUGCAUAAUCAGUAUGUGUUGGCAUUGAAAGGGGCCCAGCUGCAUCAGAACCAGUAUUAUGAUACCACGCUUCCACUGCUUCUGGACUCCUUGCAAAAGAUGCAAGAAGAAAUGAUAAAAGCGCUAAAAGGUAUAUUUGAUGAAUACAGCCAGAUAACCAGUCUUGUUACAGAGGAAAUCGUGAAUGUCCAUAAAGAGAUCCAAAUGUCAGUUGAAGAGAUAGAUCCCAACACAGAAUAUAAUAAUUUCAUAGAGGUUCAUAGAACAACAGCUGCUAAAGAACAAGAGAUAGAAUUUGACACAUCCUUAUUAGAAGAAAAUGAAAACCUUCAGGCAAAUGAGAUCAUGUGGAAUAAUUUAACAGCAGAAGGUUUGCAAGUAAUGGUGAAAACGUUAGAAGAAGAACUUAUGCAGACACAGCAGCUGCUUUUAAACAAGGAAGAAGCUUUCCUGGAGCUAGAGAAGAGGAUUGAAGAGUCUUCUAAGACCUGUGAAAAAAAGUCUGACAUUGUCCUUCUGCUGAGCCAAAAACAGACACUUGAAGAACUGAAACAAUCAGUCCAGCAGCUAAAAUGCACUGAGGCAAAGUUUACAGCACAGAAAGAAUUACUAGAGCAAAAAGUACAAGAAAAUGAUGGGAAAGAGCCCCCUCCUGUAAUAAAUUAUGAAGAAGAUGCACGAUCAGUUACAUCUAUGGAAAGAAAGGAGAGGCUAUCCAGAUUUGAGUCUAUUCGCCAUUCAAUUGCUGGAAUAAUUAGGGCUCCAAAAUCUGCACUUGGCUCUUCAGCACUUGCUGAUGUGAUUACUGCAAGUGAGAAGCCCCUGGCGGAUCAAGACUGGUACCAUGGUGCGAUUCCUAGGAUAGAAGCACAAGAGCUGUUAAAACAGCAAGGAGACUUCUUGGUGCGAGAGAGUCAUGGGAAACCCGGUGAAUAUGUCCUUUCUGUAUAUUCUGAUGGACAAAGGAGACACUUUAUCAUACAAUAUGUUGAUAAUCUGUACCGAUUUGAGGGCACUGGGUUUUCAAACAUCCCUCAGCUUAUCGAUUAUCACUAUACAACAAAGCAAGUUAUCACUAAGAAAUCAGGUGUUGUUCUCCUGAAUCCUAUUCCUAAGGAUAAGAAAUGGAUUCUCAAUCAUGAAGAUGUCACUUUGGGAGAGCUACUGGGCAAGGGAAAUUUUGGUGAAGUAUAUAGGGGUACGUUAAAGGAUAAAACUUCUGUUGCUGUUAAAACAUGUAAGGAAGAUCUUCCUCAGGAACUGAAAAUAAAAUUUUUGCAAGAAGCCAAAAUUCUCAAGCAGUAUGAUCAUCCCAAUAUUGUCAAACUUAUAGGAGUUUGCACACAAAGACAGCCUGUCUACAUCAUUAUGGAACUUGUCCCAGGAGGUGAUUUUCUCUCCUUUCUGAGAAAGAAGAAGGAUGAAAUUAAAGUCAAACAGUUAGUGAAGUUCUCCUUAGAUGCUGCUGCUGGAAUGUUGUAUCUUGAGAGUAAAAACUGUAUACACAGGGACCUUGCUGCAAGAAACUGCCUGGUAGGUGAAAAUAACGUUCUGAAAAUCAGUGACUUCGGAAUGUCUCGUCAAGAGGAUGGAGGGGUGUACUCAUCUUCUGGCUUAAAGCAGAUUCCCAUUAAAUGGACGGCGCCAGAAGCUCUUAAUUAUGGGCGAUACAGCUUCGAGAGCGACGUGUGGAGCUUCGGCAUCCUGCUCUGGGAGACCUUCAGCCUGGGCGUCUGCCCGUACCCCGGCAUGACGAACCAGCAGGCCCGCGAGCAGGUGGAGAGAGGGUACCGGAUGUCAGCUCCUCAACACUGCCCGGAAGAUAUUUCUAAAAUCAUGAUGAGGUGUUGGGAUUAUAAGCCUGAGAACCGCCCUCAGUUCAGUGACCUUCUGAAAGAGCUCACCGCCAUCAAGAAGAAAAUGACAUAGCCACCGAACCGCGCCACUGCUGGCCUCAGGACUUGUCCUCCCGCAGAAUGCUAUCAUUUGUCUUAUUCUGCUUAUAAUCCUAAACAGUGAGUUUAGACUGCGUUACCAGCAGCCAUCUUCUAAGGUUAUUUUUUUUAUUAACUAGGUUUUGUAAAAAAAAAAAAAAUGUUCCACUUUUAAAAUAUGUCAAAAGCAAAUUUAUUAUAGAACUAGUCCUACCAAGCAAGGGCUUUAUGUGUUAACCACAGCAAUCCUACCAUUACAGGCCACUGUAAAUAGAAAAGCACCGGCUCUAAAUGUGAAGGAUAAAGAUCUAUUUUCACACCUAGCACCACUGAUGUUUCUCAAACUUUCUACUUCAUGCAGUUUGUGGGCUGCUGCCGUAUGCCCCAGACACUCCUCAGUUGGUGCUAUGAACUGCAUGGGUAAUGCAUGUUUGCAGGACAUGUUCCAACCACAGUACGCUUUCUGCUUUUCCAAGGUAAGAUUAUAUCAGUGCAUAUAAUCUUAUUUUGGGAAUUACUUGGGCCUCCCAGGGUCUUUGAUUUUUCUUGCCAGAAAUAAGCAUCAUCAUGCUUCUGCGAUGUUAUUGUUGAAGUGUUUUUUUCCUCUCAAGAUCAGAAAAUGCUAAAUGAAAUGCCCUCAAAGAACAUGCUGUGGAAGUUGAGGAAACUGCUUCUAUAGAAUGUGACAAAGAUCUAGAGCAGUGGGCAGCAAGCGUGACCAGGGUGGCAAUCUGUGGGGAAAAGAGCAAGAACAGCGACCAAAGAGGGAACAGAAAACCACGCAACCCACCCUUCUCACCGGAGCUGGGCCUUAGCAGCACAUGCACACGUUUGUGUCUUUUUUGCUGUGGCGGUCUGAAUUCCCCAAGGAAUGUUUUAGAACUUCACAAAUCCACAGCAUACUUCCAAUUAUAUCUUCACUUAGAGAGGGCAUCUCAGAAUUCUCUUCUUUUAUAACAGUUGACAAAGUUGUCAGAAUUCAUGAUUUAGUUCACCAAGACCUUGGUGUUUACACAUAGGUAUAAAUAUCAGUGAGUAAAAAGACCUAGGCCAGAUGCUUCUUUGUACAUCCCCCCCACCCCCCACCCCCGCCAUUUACCCUCUGCUGCUACCUGGAAAUCUUUCUCAGUAACUGGCAGAUAAGCAGGCAGUACUGAGGAUGUUCCAUGUGGAUAAAUGUAACAGUUGAAAAUAGGAUUCUAUUGAGCUGAACUGUGGCUGUAUCCAGGGAACCCACCCCGUGAUGUGUAUAUAGUUGCCUCUCAGGAUAAUAAGUGUGCAGGACAUGGUGCCCCUCAGGGGCAAAUGUGACUUCCAGGUCUUUUUAUGCAUUCUCAGGCUUUUGUCUAGGUAAACAUGCCCUUAGUCAAAUGGUCUGUGUUCAUUGGAAGAACCUAAGGGAUGGGAAAUGUUCCUCUCUCUCCAGCUCUUCGUUGCCUGUAAAUGCCAUGGUGUAGAACUCACUGUUAGAUCAAUACCCUUGCAGAUUUUGUACAUUUUAAAUUAUAAUUUAGUUCAUCCACAUUUACACGAAAGCAUAACAAACCUGCCCUCAAAAGCGAGAUUGCACCAUACAAAGUGACUUCUUUUUAAUUAGCAUGGCUCUCCCUUUGAUCAAAUAUUGUAAAUAUGUGGGGCCUUUUUUGAUGGCCCAUUCCACAGAAAAUCAGAGCACAGACUUAUGAAUUAAGGGCUAUGAUCCUCAAGCACUCACUAACCUACAAAGGGGAGAAUAGGUUAUUUAUACCCCUUUUGGUAUUUCUAAAUGAAUCUUGUAAUAUUUUUUGUCUACUAAAGACAGAAAGAAAAAAUCAGCUCCCUUCCCUUAGUGGCAGCAGCAGUGCUAAGCUCUCAGCAACAGAGAGAACGAUGGUUUAAUUUCGUGAGCAGGCCCUGAAGCUUAAUCCUUGCAUUCUGGUAUAAAGAAUGAAUAUGGCAUUGACAUUUCACUCAUCCAAGCUGCUAGAAUUUGCAAUUCACAUCAUAACUGUGCUUAAAUUUAAAAAAAAAAAAAAGCUUUUCAAAACAUCAUGGCAUCUGCAGCACUUAAAUUCAAUUUCAUCCUUUCUCCCUAAACAGUGAUACAGUUCAAGAUUAAUACCCAUUGGGAGUCUUGCAGGACCAUAUCAGUGGUAUAGAAUAUUAACUUUAAUAUAGUCACAUGCAUUAUGAAAAGCUUAUGCAAACUAUUUUUUCAGUUAAUUUUGUUAUGCUUGAAGCAUAAUUUAUUCAUCCCUUCUGUCACUGAUAAUCAUUGGAAUUAUGUACUUUAGGAGGGCUAAUCCAUACCCAAAAAGCACACAUACAAAAACUCUUCUGAAUUUGCAAGUUAAUGUGGGGGAAAAGAGGCUUCAGAAGUGCACAAAAUCCUGUGGUUUGUUUAGUAGGAAAACAAGUGUAACCAAAACUGCCACUGGUCUGCAUAUAAUUGGGUCUGGCUGCAAAUCUUUUCAUUAUUAAUGUAUUAUCCAAGAGUCACACAUGCACACACAUAUACACAUAUGUGUGUACACACUUUAUAUGUUACGUAUACAUAAAUAUCACUACUGUCUAGUUCUGCUGAUAGCCCCUUAAGUUUAUUAACCCAGCAAUGGAGGAGAAGGGGAAAACAUAGGCAGUCUGAAUCACCAAGGGGCCUUUGAGAAAUAGAUAGGUAGGCUGUCAUUUUUCAAAGAAAUGCAUUUUUUAAUGUUACCUAACAUUACCAAUAUGUGAAACCUAAAAAUUUCUAUUCCAUGUAAUCAAGGUACUUCCCAAAGUUAUUUGCUUUCUAGAAAUAAAAUAAUUAUCAGGUUUUGUUUUAAAACCUGAGGCUUUAUUUCAGCCCAUCCUACCACAAGAGCCCCAAUGAAAACUUUUUGUAUAAUCAUGUCUCCUAACUAUUGUAUGUAGGAAGUCAGAGCCCCCAUACAAAACCAAGUACAGCAAAGUUAAUAAAAGCAACAAAGAGAUGUAUCAAUAUCUUAAUUCAUGGAAUCAAAGAAACUGAGUUUCUUACCUUUCCAUCUAUGAUUGUUUCCAUUCUACUAUUAAGAAAGUUUAUUACCAUUAAAGUAUUACCUCUUAUUGUUAACUGUUUUAUGCAUCUAUAUCAGAAUUGGUUUAUUAAAUCUUUUGGUUUUAAUUUUCCUGGUUUGGUUAGUUUCAUAUCAAGUCUGAAUUAGUUUUUAAAACCUAGGAUUACAUCUAGAACUAAAAUUCUGAAAAAAAAAAAAAAGGUACCCUGGUUUUUAAAGUCAGAAUUUCAUGCACUAUGAUUGUUUUCUUGGAGUUAUUGGUAUAGACUUUAAAGAUGCAUAAAAAUCUCCUUUAAAAAUGGUGACUAAACUAUGCCUUACCCAUUAGCUUAAGAAAUUUAGUGACCCUUGAAAUCCAUACCCUUUCCUUAUACUAAUCUUCAUCUGAAGAUUAAAUUCUGAGUUAAGUGUCAGCAUUCACAUAACAAUUCCCUUAGUGUUCUGAUGAAAACAUCUGUGAAUGGCAGUUCCGUUGUGCCCAACUUUUUGUCUCCUUAGACUACUACCGCAGUGCAGAUGGGCUGCUGCGUCUAGUGCCCAGGGGCUGGCGCAUGCGUAGAAAGGCGGGAGAGGACAGAUGCAGCUGGUUAUGGUUAGAGCAAGGUGAAGCGGUCCUGCAGACUGGGGACCGCUAUGGUGGAGCAAACACAUGGCCAGUGUCACUGACAGGCAUGAGGAACAGUGUCGUGAGGCCAGAUCUUUCUCUGCAGAAAAUAAUAAUCACCAAAGCCAAGAGAAGUGAAAGCUUCUCUGCCAACAUAUGGGUCUUCGCAUUAAGAGUGGUUUCAUAGUCCCAGCUCAGAGGUGAUCCUUGUCUCCCCAGUAGAUCUGCUCUCUGCUCAAACUUUUCAUUUCCCUUAACUGUUGUCAGCAGUAGUGAUGAUACUUGCUAAAGUUACUAAAACUCAUUCAGACUUUCUCUUUCCGUGCCUCUGCCGGCAUCAAGGGAGGCUCCUUUUGACACGCCACGCGCACACAGAUGUCCUCUGCCCAGACUCACCUCCUCUUCCUUUCCUCAUCGCUCUCCUCACUUUCCAAGCCAAUCUUAACUAGCUCCAUUGUUCCAUUUUCACACCAGAUUUCUGAGAUGCCAAAAGAAUAUCCGAGAUUAUUCUUAGAGAAAGUCAAAUCUUGAAUUUCUAAACUAUUUUCCCAAAUAUUAUCAAAUCCAGUUAGGUACGGGCUCCAUGAAGUAACAGGGUCGAAUGAUAGUAAACACCUAGUAGCAGAGUCUUCUGUCCCUCUCAGCUUUGUUCCUUUAGGGAAGUUUUUCUUGAACGCUUCUCAUGCCAGGUGUCGUGGGCAUUUCAAUUCCACAAUCAUGCUUCGCUUAAAUAGAAAGGCCUUUGGCAUAUACGAACAAUCUCAUAAUUAGCCCCUACCAAAUAGUGUUUCCUCAGCAACUCUGACUUGCCAGGAAGUCCCAGGCUUCUACCAAGCCUGGACACACACUGGUGGUGUGAGUGACCAUGCAGACACAGCUUGGGACGCAAAGACCUGCUUACCAGCCUUGCUGUAGAGAAGGGGCGGUUCAGUGCAGGCAGAAGCAACUUUCCUCAAGAUGGUAAGAACACUAAGUAUGUCCAAGGAAAACAACCUCCUCUCUUGGCCAAGUAACCUGACUUUUCUCCUAUCCGUAAAGGAAUAUUGAAACACUAACUGCUUUAAGCUCUGUUCAUCCUUAUUUCUUCCAUCCACUAUCCUAUGCCCUUACUCUUACUGUUUUCCUUCACAUGCCUCUUAUUCACAAAUAUCUGAAAGUUAUUUCAGCUAUGCAAUAUGCAACGACUUUCUAUAGCUUCAGAAAACCAGACAGAUAGAAGGUUUUAGUUCAGCACAAGCUAAUCCACGUAGGUUUAUAAACUCCAAAGCAAUAUUGUAAAAAAAAUCUCUACAGUUUCCAAAGCCAUUCUCUUCCUAAGAACACAAACGUCUCACCUUUGUCCUGGGAACAUGUUUAAUAUUGAAUAAGCGCAUUGUAAAUGCUUUCCAAAGCAGAUUCUAAAAUGACUAAAUAAGAGGCCAGAUUUCAAAACAUAGCCAUCAAAGAAAACAACACUUUACCCCUUUGUGAUCAGUUAAAAUACCCUUGCAAAAACUGUAACUGCUUAGGUAAUUUACCUGAUCACACGACAUUGGACCAUAUUUUGAAAGCAUAGGUCAGACAUUGAUUUUCUAAGAUAGACAGGAUAAAUGUACUACAUUGGAGCAACAAAAGGACCUGAUUGUGAAUCCGAACACUCAUUAUUACUUCCUUCAUAAGCUCUUAAGUAAUACUCUAACCUUAGGGGUCUUCUUUGGAGUUGUCUGAAUAAUCUUUAUAAAGCAAACACAUAAAUGCCCUCUUCCUUUUGAGGCCUGGAUUUCUAAGUGCUUCCUGUUCAAAACCUUAGGAGCUGAGAGAGAACAUGAAAUCGAGAUAACCCCACGUAGAAGAUUGCCCUGGAAAUCUUAUACAGCUCACCAAUCCAUACUAUUUUAUUUUCUCUUUCUGGAUCAAAAACAAACCACAUUCUUAGGUGUUUUCCUCUUACAUAUAAUUUAACUUGAUAGAAAAAAAAAAAGAAACUUCACCUGCCUGCUCUUAAGCAAUGCAAGUGGUAGAAACAAAUGCGAAGGGUAAGGCACUCAGACGCAGGUUUCCUUCUACCCAAGUGAAGUAGCUCUUCCCCACGGCUCCAGCGUGCGGCGGAGCCUUCGUCUCCUGCAGUCAGGUGUGUUGAUUCCAACAAGUCCGUGUCGCACCUGCAUCGAGGAGAAUAGGAUGGGCCCUAAAUUUGUCUUUGGGGCUUCUGUGUCAACGAGAUUGACUCCACACACCUUACCUGAUUUCCAUCCUUUACAACCAUAUGGCUGGUUCUAAAUCCAACCCCAAAUAUAGAUUCUGAGCAUGCAAGCUAAACAAAUUCAUUUGUUUUGUGGCCAAAGACAUGAACACAUCUGUGACACAUCUGUGACUGAACAGUUCACCAAACAAAAUGUCCAUUCUUCAGUUUCAUCCUGGGGCUGAAUCACUCUCCAGCGGGCAGGAGAGCAGGGUUCAAACAGCUUUAGUCUGGCGCCUAUGGAUUUUAUGUGUAUCUUUAAGUAUUUUAAGUUUCAGAGCUUACUUGGGAAGCCGGUGGAGGUUCCUUCUGCUGAUGUCACCUUACCGUUUGUUUGGGUUCCUCUUUGAAUGAAUGCCCUAAAAGACACAGGCCUAUGACAGCAUAUGACUGCGGCAGGUUACCAAAAAAGCCAGAUAGACACAAAGUAAUAAAAUUGUCCUGUUUGACAACUUAGGAGCAGCCCUAACUUCCUCAGAAACCCUAGCCAAUUGACAGAAAAAAGCAAACUACACAGUUUGGUACGCAGGCCAUCUGACUGUGGGAGCCUUACCGUCUUCCGAGCUGAGCCCCCAGUAAGGGAAGGUGCAGGUAUGACUUCUGAGCUGCUUUGCCUCCCUGUGAAUAAAAGGAGAUUGGGGAUUAGUGAGCAGAGCAUGAGGCCUGUCCUCCCUCUGCCACCAGUGGAACCCAUGUUCCACCUGCAGGCAACACUCCUGUGGCUUACAAAGUUUUCUUUGAAGUGCCAAUGUACGGUCAUUUUAACAUCAGGUUAAAGCACCUUUAAUCUUUUGUUCUUAUUUUAAAAUAAUAUAUUUGUGAAGUGGAUAAAAGAAACACUGGAAGUAGGGUGCUGGAAAGUUCAAGUGUAAAAAAUAGGAACCAAGUCUUGGGAAGGCUUAUCUGGCUUUGUAAAUGAGUCUGGAAAUGAAUGAGAGCUAAAUAUAUAAAAUGGUUGUCCUUUUGUCAUUUUUAACUCAGAUCUGUAUUUAACACUUAUUUAUUUGUUAGCUUUUAUAUUCGUUUUUAAAACAUGAUUUCAUCAUUUUUGUAAACUCAAGAGCAGUUCUGAGUAGCCUUUUCGUUACCAAUGGACCACUUACCAUUUGUUAGUCUACACAGCCUCUUUUGACUGUAUUCUUUUAAUAAAUGUAAAAUAUUUGUA